UCCAGUCUCCAGUGCUGGCAGCUGGGAGCAGGAUCCUGCAGCUCUGUCUCCCCGUCCUGCUGCCUCCAUCCUCCUCCUCCUCCUCCUCAGCACCCUGCAGCUGUAUGGUGGAUCUUAUCCUGCCCUACCCGCUCCUGGCUGCCAUGGGGGAUCAGCCCAAGAAGAAGCCAGGCCUUGCGGUGUGUGUGGGCUGUGGGAGUCACAUACUGGACCAGUACAUUCUUCGGGUGUCCCCGGACCUGGAGUGGCACGCUGCCUGCCUGAAGUGCGCCGAGUGCAGCCAGUACCUGGACGAGAACUGCACCUGCUUCGUGCGGGACGGCAAGACCUACUGCAAGCGGGACUACAUCAGAUUGUUUAGCACCCGAUGCCCCAGAUGCCAGGGCACGCUGCCCCGCUCCGAGCUGGUAAUGAGGGUUGGAGAACGAGUCUAUCACACCGACUGCUUCCGAUGUUCGAUCUGUAGUCGGCGACUCCUUCCAGGAGAGGAAAUCAGCCUUAGAGACCAGGAGCUAUUGUGUGGGGCAGAUCAUAACAUUCCAGAUACCGGUAGAUCGUCAUCACUUAGGUCUCAUAUCCACAAGCAGACAGAAAAGACCACAAGAGUACGGACAGUUCUAAAUGAGAAGCAGCUACACACGCUACGGACAUGCUAUGCAGCCAACCCCCGACCAGAUGCCUUGAUGAAGGAGCAGCUUGUUGAGAUGACUGGCCUCAGCCCUAGGGUGAUCCGUGUCUGGUUUCAGAACAAGCGCUGUAAAGACAAGAAGAGAUCCAUUCUCAUGAAACAACUUCAACAGCAACAGCAACUCAAUGACAAAACUAGCCUUCAAGGGUUAACCGGCACCCCACUGGUAGCAGGAAGUCCCAUCCACCAUGACAGUGCUGUACAGGGCGCCGCAGUGGAAGUCCAGACCUAUCAGCCUCCAUGGAAAGCACUCAGUGAUUUUGCAUUGCAGAGCGACUUGGAGCAACCUGCAUUUCAACAGCUGGUAUCAUUCUCCGAAUCCGGUUCUCUGGGUAACUCUUCUGGGAGUGAUGUCACCUCCUUGUCCUCUCAGCUUCCUGACACCCCAAACAGCAUGGUCCCCAGCCCUGUGGAAACGUGAGAUCUUCAUAAUGGGACUGGGCAGCAUGGACCCUGCAUGAUACCCCUUGACACUCCAGAGAACAAACCCCAAGCACUCAUACUGCAGGAACCUCUCCUUAUCUUCAGGGCUGUGCAUCAGUCUGGAACCUGCACAUUUCCAACUUUUUACUAACAUUUGGGAAGAAAACAGGAAUUUAUGGUUCUUUUUUGAACUGGUCUCACCCACAACUCAUCUCAGAGGAGGAUGACUCUAAUGUGGCAGCAGUGUGAUCUCUAACUAUGGAAGGUAUCAUCUGCCUUACAGUGUUAAACUGGCUGAGACUCUGUCUUCUUACCUAAACCCAUGGGACUAAGAAAUAUUUAUACAUAUCAAAUGUUGAGACAUUUGGUGAACUUGGUAAUUUAUCUUGUGGAUCGAGGACUUUAUUAUCGAACAAAAGUAAGUUAUUAAUAUUUAUUGUCAAAACGCAGUUAUGAAAUGUUAAUAAAAAAUAUUC
This is a messenger RNA of Hyla sarda, 1587 nucleotides long. It is a transcript of the gene ISL2, whose product is annotated as ISL LIM homeobox 2. Gene Ontology annotation, biological process: positive regulation of transcription by RNA polymerase II; axonogenesis; neuron fate specification. The transcript has 6 exons. The record is from RefSeq and is a predicted model, not a curated record. Lineage: Eukaryota; Metazoa; Chordata; Amphibia; Anura; Hylidae. Gene Ontology annotation, molecular function: cis-regulatory region sequence-specific DNA binding; DNA-binding transcription factor activity, RNA polymerase II-specific. Gene Ontology annotation, cellular component: nucleus. The coding region runs from base 105 to 1109 and encodes 334 amino acids.